AUGGACACCUGCUCGCCCGGCCGGGCAGACGCCGACGCCGGCGCCCUGCGCCCCGCCCCUCAGCCUGCCCCCUACGCCGGCUGCUGGGUCACAACCUUCGGGUUUGGGCCUGAGGACCUACCUGACGUGCUCCGAGAGCUGGGGCGGUGCGGGGACCUGCUGCACUGGGGCACCUACGGCGACGGGCAGGGCGUGAACUGGCUCCACAUGAAGUUCGCGACGCCGCAAGGCGCACAGCGGGCCCUGCUGCGGGACGGCAGCCAGGUGUCGUCCUCCGUCAUCGUCGGGGUCCGGGCCGUGGAUGCCAGCCGGCAGGCCGAGCUGGAUGAGGCCGCGGAGGGGAGGGCCGGGCGAGAAGCCGCCGCGACAGGGAGACCUGCAGUGACCAGGAAGUCCCUCGCCCCGACGCAGUAUGUGGCGCCUGCCCCUGUGCACCCCCUGCCGGUCCGCAGCCCCUGGACCAAGUUGUAUGAGGCGGUGUGGGGACUGUGA
This is a messenger RNA of Auxenochlorella protothecoides, 492 nucleotides long. RefSeq names its product Nucleoporin NUP53. Gene Ontology annotation, biological process: NLS-bearing protein import into nucleus; nuclear pore organization; regulation of DNA-templated transcription. The record is from RefSeq and is a predicted model, not a curated record. Bases 1 to 492 code for a protein of 163 amino acids. NCBI's taxonomy places the organism in Eukaryota, Viridiplantae, Chlorophyta, Trebouxiophyceae, Chlorellales, Chlorellaceae. Gene Ontology annotation, cellular component: nuclear membrane; nuclear pore central transport channel; nuclear pore nuclear basket. Gene Ontology annotation, molecular function: single-stranded DNA binding; phospholipid binding; structural constituent of nuclear pore. The transcript has 2 exons.